AUGGCAAGUCCACCGCAAGACUCGUUGGUUUGUCCGAUUACGUAUGAAAUAUUUCGUAAUCCUGUUGUAGCUGAAGACGGCCACACGUAUGAGAAUGAAGCAAUAGUCGAUUGGAUCAACAAAGAUGGUACUAGCCCUAUUACACGAGAACGAUUAACGGUUGAUGGAUUAAGGCCAAACUACACGGUAAAAAAGUUAGUUGAUGAAUUUGAAAAAAGUCUCAAGAACAAAAAAUACCGGUUUCAGUUGGGAGUAGAUGUGAAAAAACCUCGUAAAGCAAUGUUCCGCUCGUUUGGAAAAUCUAUUUUUGAGGCCGAGUGGUUAAUAAAAGACAAUAACGGACCUAAAAUCGUUCUAAUGAAGAUUGAUGGUGCCCGAGCAAAAAAAGAAGCAUCGUUCUAUGUUGAUCUAAGUCGUCACCCACAUGUUGUCCGAACAUUUGGUUUUGUUGACGACAAUUCUCAAGGUAACAUUAGUAAAUCAACUAACUCUGUUAUGUUACUACAAGAGUACGCGCCCGAAGGUAGUCUAUACGAAUUACUUCAAGAACUGGAUAUUGUGCCAAACGAGCAAAUCCUCCUUCAAAUGUUUAUACAAACUACAGACGCAAUGGUCUUUUUGGCAUACAAUGAUAUUAUUCAUGGUGAUUUGGCAUGCAGAAAUAUACUUGUAUUUCGUUUCGACGAAAGAGACCCAAGACGGAAUCUUGUUAAAAUAACAGAUUUUGGUCUUAGCCGUCAGAAGAUUCUUAAUAACAAUGGGAAUUCAAAUCCUUAUACAGAAAAAUCCGACGCUUAUUCAAUGGGCAUUACAAUGUGGGAAGCUUAUAGCAAAGGUGCAGUUCCAUGGGCUGAGAUUGACAAUGAUGAGGAAGUUCGUCGCAAGGUGGUCAAUGGAGAAAUAGUUUCCCAGCCACCAAAUUGCAAGGAUGAAAAAUGGAAGAUCAUAACUCUACUCGAAGGUAGAACUGCAGCAUCAAUACCCGCUGCAACACCUCCACCAAUUCCCGAUUCAGGUAAGUACGUUUUUGUAGCUUGUAGACCUCUCGAUGGCAAUGGCAAAUCUACCACAUAUGGUGGAUGAUAUUUGUCAAUCAGGCACCUAUUGUCUAAAACAGUUGACUUACUUAGUACAACUC
Molecule: messenger RNA, 1138 nt
Organism: Didymodactylos carnosus
Lineage: Eukaryota; Metazoa; Rotifera; Eurotatoria; Philodinida; Philodinidae
Source: the annotation of a GenBank genome assembly